ACAUGAAAGUAUUCAUUGCUAUCCUGGCUUUGGCUGUGGCCUCGGCCUCUGGCGCCGCCAUGCCCCGUUCUGCCACCCAGAAAAUGACCCCGGUCCACACCAAGGACAUGCAGGGUCGCAUCACCAACGGCUACCCGGCGGAGGAGGGCAAGGCUCCCUACACCGUGGGUCUGGGCUUCAGUGGCGGCUGGUGGUGCGGUGGUUCCAUCAUCGCCAACGAUUGGGUCCUCACCGCCGAGCACUGCAUCGGAGAUGCUGAUUCCGUGACUGUCUACUUCGGUGCCACCUGGCGCACCAACGCCCAGUUCACCCACUGGGUUGGCAACGGCAACUUUAUCAAGCACGGAUCCGCCGAUAUCGCCCUCAUCCGCAUCCCCCACGUGGACUUCUGGCACAUGGUGAACAAGGUGGAGCUGCCCAGCUACAACGACCGCUACAACGACUACAACGAGUGGUGGGCUGUGGCCUGCGGCUGGGGAGGCACCUACGACGGCAGCCCCCUGCCCGACUACAUGCAGUGCGUCGAUCUCCAGAUCAUCCACAACUCCGAGUGCUCCGGAUACUACGGAACCAGCACCGUCGGCGACAACAUCAUCUGCGUGAGGACUCCCGACGGCAAGUCUACCUGCGGUGGCGACUCCGGUGGUCCCCUGGUCACCCAUGACGGCACCAAGCUUGUGGGAGUCACCAACUUCGGUUCCUCCGCCGGCUGCCAGUCGGGUGCUCCUGCUGGCUUCCAGCGUGUGACCUACCACCUGGACUGGAUCCGCGACCACACCGGCAUUGCUUACUACUAAACGACUAUAUCCGAUUAAAUAAAACUUCCUG
This is a messenger RNA of Drosophila teissieri, 828 nucleotides long. RefSeq names its product serine protease 1. Bases 3 to 797 code for a protein of 264 amino acids. The transcript has a single exon. Gene Ontology annotation, molecular function: serine-type endopeptidase activity. NCBI's taxonomy places the organism in Eukaryota, Metazoa, Arthropoda, Insecta, Diptera, Drosophilidae. The record is from RefSeq and is a predicted model, not a curated record. Gene Ontology annotation, biological process: proteolysis.